Achroia grisella is the source of this 1252-nucleotide messenger RNA. It is a transcript of the gene wuho, whose product is annotated as tRNA (guanine-N(7)-)-methyltransferase non-catalytic subunit wuho. NCBI's taxonomy places the organism in Eukaryota, Metazoa, Arthropoda, Insecta, Lepidoptera, Pyralidae. The transcript has a single exon. Bases 128 to 1252 code for a protein of 374 amino acids. Gene Ontology annotation, cellular component: cytosol; tRNA methyltransferase complex; nucleus. The record is from RefSeq and is a predicted model, not a curated record. Gene Ontology annotation, biological process: RNA (guanine-N7)-methylation. Gene Ontology annotation, molecular function: tRNA (guanine(46)-N7)-methyltransferase activity; protein binding.
AUUCAAAAUUGUAGAAAUCAGAAUUUCCCAGUAAUAUAAAUUAAAUAUCAUAUCCUUGCAGAAAUAAUUAAUUUUUAAUGUUUAUGUGAUACUAUCUGCUUGUAAUAAAUUAAACUUGUAAUAAGAAAUGGCUUGUAUGGCAACAGGUAACAAUUUUAUUGCUGUAACAAGAGACAUGUGUUUAAGUUACUAUGACUUUUCAGUCAACAAACGUUUGGAAGUAACGAGUCAGAUUAAAUCAAUGGAAACUGAUUAUAUUUCUGAUAUAGCAAUUUCUGCAGAUUUAAAGUAUUUAGCUAUAACAACUUCGGCAUCUAAACAGUUAGUAAUGUACUCUUUACCACAAUUGGAAAUAUUAAAAAAAAUAGUACUACCAAGAAGCUCAAGCAAGAUAAGGUUCACAGUUGGAAAUCAGCAAAUUUUGGUAGCAGAUAAAAGUGGCGAUGUAUUAAUAUAUAAUACAACUAAUGAGGAUAAUGGUACCAAGCUUUUAGGUCAUCUGAGUUUAUUAUUGGAUGUUUUACAAACCCAGGAUGGUAGAUACAUCAUAACAUGUGACAGAGAUGAAAAAAUAAGGGUAUCAAACUAUCCUAAUACUUAUAACAUUCAAACAUUCUGCUUAGGACAUAACGAAUUUGUCAAUCACAUUGAACUUUUACCACAUGAUGAUCGCUACUUAACUAGUACAUCGGGAGAUGGAACUAUUAAAUGUUGGGACUAUAUAAAUGGUAGACUCUGUUAUAGUAUUGACUCUUAUCUUGAUAUUAAUGAAUUACAACUUAAGGAACAGUUCUGUAAAUUAAUGGAUGAUGAGGGCAUAGAAGUAAAUGCAUUACCAAUAGUUCACUACACACUCUGUAAACUCACUGACUCUAGCAGUUUGCUGGCAAUUGCUGUGUAUACUUACAAUGCUCUACUCAUGUAUAGUUUACACUCUGUAGAUGGAAAGUUUAGUCAUAAUCUACAACAGAAGCUAAAACUAGAAUGUUUCCCUAGUGCUAUCAAAUUUGACAAUUCAGGUUUGAUUGUGUAUUAUGACAAUUCAUCUAAUAUUGCCAUAUAUAAUGUUACAUACAGUGAUGCUAAAGCAACAUUAGAAUUUAGUAAAACUGUUAAUGUAUAUGAAAAUAAUAACAUUGCAACUGAAGGCAAGGAAAACUUUGAUUUCAUCAAAGUAUUAUACAAAAGAAAGUUCGAUAAUGUACAGGAAUAUCAGGAACGAAAAAGACAAAGAUUGGAAAAAUCUUCAUAA